AUGGGAGCAAAGAGACUGAGAAGAGACCUUCAAGCUCUUCUUGCUGAUUACAUUGGGCAAAGAAUUAGAGAGAAGUCGUUUGAUCCAAAAGGAAAGGAUACUUCCACAAUACUGGAUGAUUUGGCCCAUUAUGAUCUUGCGAUUAGUGUUGCUCUUUGGUGGCUGAAUAAAGAAGAGGCACGGGCGGUGUUUGACCAAGACCUCUUUGGAGCCGCCAGAAGUGCCCAGUAUCCAAAUCUGUUGGAACGAGAAGCUAUGAUUCUAUCUUCUUUUGCUGGAAUGAUUGUGAAUAAGCUGCCUGUUGAGGAAAUACUGGCUCUGUACAAAUGUAAACCAGCGGCUUGUUAUUCCACUGAACAUUCAAAGGCAGCAAUCGUUUACCCGUUCACUUUAUCAUACCAUCCCUUCGCCAUGCUCUCGUCUUACAAGGCAGUCCACCAUUCCAAGAAGCACAAUGAGAAGUUGAAACGAUGGCUGUCUGAAAAGGCCAAAGCUAAUGCACCUCCCUCACGGGCAUCAUCUUCCUCCUCUUCUCAGUCUUUCCUGAGUGACACAACAGGGCUGGGGUGUUGUGGGUUUGAGUUCACCACUUUGUGCAGAUUACUGGUUCAGCACGGCUUCAUAAUGAGUAGCAAGAUCAUCUUUUAUGAGGACAGGAACUUCCAGGGUCGCUCCUAUGAGUGUGACACGGACUGCUCAGACAUGCACCCACACUUCAGCCGCUGUAACUCCAUAAAGGUGGAGAGUGGGUGCUGGGUGCUGUAUGAGAAGCCCAACUACAGCGGGUACCAGUACGUCCUGACCAGAGGGGAGUAUCCAGACUACCAGCGCUGGAUGGGCUACAAUGAUACUAUUCGCUCCUGUCGCACAGUGUCAUAUACGAGUGAGGGGCCCUACCGUCUCCGCAUCUACGAGAGACCCAACUUCCAGGGUCAGAUGGUGGAGUUCAGUGAAGACUGCGACUCGGUUCAAGAACAUUUCCGCAGCCGUGAGAUCUACUCCUCUCAUGUGAUGGACGGAUACUGGACCCUGUACGAGCACAGCGACUACAGAGGCCGCCAGUACUUCCUGAGGCCAGGGGAGUACCGCAAGUUCACCGACUGGGGGGCCACCUGCGCCGCCACUGGCUCCUUCCGCAGAAUUACAGAAUUUUAA
Molecule: messenger RNA, 1155 nt
Organism: Knipowitschia caucasica
Lineage: Eukaryota; Metazoa; Chordata; Actinopteri; Gobiiformes; Gobiidae
Source: the annotation of a GenBank genome assembly